CGAAUAGACCUCGACACAAGCAUACACAAGGAAAUUAAAAAUCACACCAAGAAUUGUGGAAUAAACAAUUACAGAAGUUGCAUUACACCAAGUCAGAUUGGUACCCUGUUAAAUACUUACAGAAAAUAUUCAAGGAUACUCAAAACUCCCUAAGCAUAAAUAUUAUAUUAACGAAUUUAUUAUAUAUCGGCAACGUUAAGAUGUUCCAGAAUAUCUCAACCUAAUGCUACAGAUUCUAGAGUUUAAUGACGCUGGUAAAGCUUGUAAAAAAGUUUUCUCUAAAAAAAUAUAGUGCAAAACAAAAGCAAGACAAGAUAUAUAACUUAUAUAAUAUAAUAAUAUAUAAUAUAAUAUAUAAUAAUAAUAUAACUAAAGAUAAAUGUAACUAGCUGGGAUACGUAGAGCUUACAAGUCAAAAUGGAUACAACCGCCGAACGCCAGGUAAGACUGGAGGGAGUUGAGCGGGUGCUCAAGAUGUCGCAGGAGCGCAUUAAGAUCGCUAUGAUCAUACCCAAGUUAUUGGAGCAUCCUGAAAAGCUAAAGAGCGUUCUGACGGGCACCUGCUAUGAGGAGGUUCUGGAACCCAUCGAUAGUAUGAUUCGUCAUCUCGGAAAGCAGACUGGACGUUCGAAGCUGCCACACGAUCACAACACCAUGCGUAUUGUGGAUUUCUUUCUGGUCAACCAUAGCAUUCAUCGGUUUUUCCCGCACCUGAAGCACAACCUUAACGACAGGGAUCAAAAGUUGCUGGCCGCCUUUCAGUUUCUCCUCGAAAGCGCUCACGUCCAUCUGCACCGCUCGUCGCGAAGCGAGAUCACCAAGGAGCGAAAGCUACAUGCCAUCUACCACCAGAAUGUGGACAUCCAGAAAAAGAUCAAGGAGCUUAAGGCCAGCCUGGCCUUUCAGAAGGUAAUUGGCAAGUGGAAGACGGCCGCCAAGGGAAUCUAUCUGAUGAAGGUCGAGGAGGAUCUGGCCAAUAAGAAGUGGCAAAACAACGUGGCCAUUCAGAACGAAAUUGAAAAGUGUAAUCGCACCAUGCGUAGUUAUCACAAGGGCAGCAUGGACAGACAAAAAGAGCUGGAGGAAGAGCUGAUCCAGGCACAGGAAAGCUACGAAAAGAUGACUAAGAAGAAUCUGGACGAAGAACAUGAGUUGCGAAGCGAGAAAAACAAACUGCUUCUGCAACUACAGAGUAUGCUCAAAAAAUACGAUACAAGUGUGGGCGAAAAGAUGCGGGAGAAUCUGGUGGCGCAGGAUCAGUUCCUGGAGGCCAAGAAGAUCCUCGACGACUUUAUGGUCGUGUUCAAGCAGGAGGAGCGAGUCUACAGAAAUAUUGUGGUGAAGCGCGAAGAGGAGGAGCGACGCAUUCAGCAGCAGAAGCUAGUGGUCUUCAUGAUGAACCGCGCUGCGGCCAAGAUCCAGAAGUAUUGGCGCAAAUGGAAAAAGGAGCAGCGCAAGAAGAAGCGCCAGGGAAAGGGCAAGGGCAAGAAAUCGAAAUAGAAGGACAUCUGGAGCUUUAACUAUCAUUUCUACAUUGUACAAUUUAUAUGUAGAGGUGCAAAUAUAUUGGCAACUACUAAAGUGUGCA
This is a messenger RNA of Drosophila elegans, 1588 nucleotides long. RefSeq names its product dynein regulatory complex protein 10. Gene Ontology annotation, molecular function: protein binding. Lineage: Eukaryota; Metazoa; Arthropoda; Insecta; Diptera; Drosophilidae. The record is from RefSeq and is a predicted model, not a curated record. The coding region runs from base 418 to 1500 and encodes 360 amino acids. The transcript is spliced from 4 exons.